ACAAUGAAGCCGAACAGGCAAGUGAUACGUCUUAUUAUCUUAUUAUGGGUUUGUGAGGCGGGCUCAGCAACGGGGAGAUUUUCUGUGGAGGAGGAAAUGGAGGUCGGUUCCUUUGUGGCUAAUGUGGCAAAGACGUUGGGGCUGGAGGUGAGGGAGUUGUCUGGCCGCGGACCCCGAGUUCUCUCUGAGGACAAUCGGCAAUAUUUACAGCUUAACCUAGAAACUGGAGAUCUGCUCCUGCGAGAGAAACUGGACCGGGAGGAUCUGUGUGGUCCAGCGGAGCCCUGUCUGUUGCCUUUUCAGAUCUUAAUGGAAAAGCCCUUUCAGAUUAUUCCUGUUGAGCUCCGAAUCGAAGAUAUAAAUGACCAUUCACCUGCUUUCUUAGAAACCGAAAUGCUUUUGAAAAUCCCUGAGAAUACCCCACAAGGAACUUUGUUUUCUCUAAAAACCGCUGAGGAUUUGGAUGUAGGGAAGAAUAAUAUUCAGAACUACACGAUUUCCCCCGGUUCCCACUUUCAAGUUCAUACUCGCUCGGACAGUGAAGGUAAUAAGAACCCAGAGCUGGUGUUGCACAAAGUUCUGGAUCGGGAGGAGUAUCCUGAGAUCAGAUUAACCCUCACAGCUUUAGAUGGUGGGUACCCGCCUAGAUCUGGGACAGCUGAAGUACGGGUUGUAGUUAUGGAUAUCAAUGACAACGCCCCUGUAUUUGUCCAGUCCCGGUAUGAAGUUCAAGUCCCUGAGAACAGCCCCAUUGGCUCUCUGGUUGUCACUGUCUCUGCUAGAGAUUUGGAUAUAGGAAAUAAUGGGCAGAUAUUGUAUUCAAUUUUUCAUCGUUCUAGAGAAAUUAGCAAAACGUUUGAAGUAAAUCAGAAGACAGGAGAAGUUAGGAUAAGAAAAAAUCUGGAUUUCGAGACAAUUCAAUUAUAUGAAGUGGAUAUUGAAGCAACAGAUGGUGGAGGUCUUUCUGGAAAAUGCACUGUUGUGGUCCUGGUGACGGAUGUGAACGACAACCCCCCAGAACUCACCAUAUCUUCAUUGAUGAGUCCUAUCUCUGAGAACUUACCUGAGACGAUGGUAGCUGUAUUCAAAACUCGAGAUCGGGAUUCAGGGGAUAAUGGAAAGAUGGUCUGCUUUAUCGAAGAUGACCUCCCCUUCAUUCUGAAACCAUCUCUAAAUAACUUCUACACCCUGUUAACCGAGAGAGCACUGGACAGAGAGACUAGGGCUGUGUACAACAUCACCAUUACUGUCAUGGACUUGGGGACACCAAGACUGAAAACUGAACACAACAUCACGGUCCUGGUCUCUGACAUCAAUGACAACCCCCCAGUGUUUACCCAGACAAACUAUAGGCUCUACCUCCAAGAAAACAACAGCCCUGCCCUCCACAUUGGCAGUGUUAGUGCUAGUGACAGAGACUCAGGGACCAAUGCCAAAGUCACCUAUUCGCUGAUGCCUUCUGAAUUCGAAGACUUAUCCAUAUUCUCCGACAUUUCCAUCAAUUCAGACAAUGGCCAUGUCUACAUCUUGAGAUCUCUGGAUUUUGAAGCCAUUCAAACUUUCCAGUUCACUGUGAAGGCAACUGAUGGAGGCUCCCCAGCCCUGAGCAGUCAGGCUCUGGUUCAGGUUGUGGUCCUGGAUGAAAAUGACAACUCUCCCUUUGUGCUAUAUCCACUGCACAAUGGCACAGCCCCCUGCAAUGACCUGGUACCCAGAGCUGCAGAACCUGGUUACCUGGUCACCAAGGUGGUGGCUGUAGAUAGGGACUCAGGGCAGAAUUCCUGGCUUUCCUACCAGCUGCUCAAGGCCACAGACCCAGGUCUCUUCACCAUGUGGGCCCACAAUGGGGAAGUGUGCACAGCAAGGCCUAUUAGUGACAAAGAUAACACCAAGCAGAGGCUCUUGGUGAUGGUGAAGGAUAAUGGGGAGCCACCUCUGUCCACAGCAGUUACACUGAAUGUGCUCCUGGUGGAUGGCUUCUCUGAACCCUAUGUGAAGCUCUCUGAUGUGCCUAAUGACAGCACUCAGGAUGACUCUCUUACAGUCCACUUAAUCAUUUCUCUAGCCUCCAUCUCCUUUCUCUUCCUGUUCUCUGUUAUACUGUUCAUUGCAAUGCACUUGUGGAGAAAAAAAAGGGGUGCUGGAGAUAACGAACAUUGUAGUUCAAAUGGACCAUACGCUAAUCACUUAGUGGACAUCAGUCACUCUGGUACCCUGUCCCAGAGUUACCAGUAUGAAAUAUGUCUGACUAAUAGAUCUGGCACUAAUGAAUUCAAAUUCCUGAAGCCAAUAAUUCCUAGUGUCCCUCCUCAGGUCUCUAAAAGGGAAUCAGAAGAAUAUCCAGUAUUCCAAAAUAGUGCUAACCUUGGUUAA
This is a messenger RNA of Dromiciops gliroides (monito del monte), 2373 nucleotides long. Its product is annotated as protocadherin beta-16-like. Gene Ontology annotation, molecular function: calcium ion binding. The transcript has a single exon. Bases 4 to 2373 code for a protein of 789 amino acids. Lineage: Eukaryota; Metazoa; Chordata; Mammalia; Microbiotheria; Microbiotheriidae. Gene Ontology annotation, cellular component: plasma membrane. Gene Ontology annotation, biological process: homophilic cell-cell adhesion. The record is from RefSeq and is a predicted model, not a curated record.